Molecule: messenger RNA, 714 nt
Organism: Nymphaea colorata (pocket water lily)
Lineage: Eukaryota; Viridiplantae; Streptophyta; Magnoliopsida; Nymphaeales; Nymphaeaceae
Product: 60S acidic ribosomal protein P1-like
Exons: 5
Coding region: 172-513 (113 amino acids)
Biological process (GO): translational elongation; cytoplasmic translation
Cellular component (GO): cytosolic large ribosomal subunit; ribosome
Molecular function (GO): structural constituent of ribosome; ribonucleoprotein complex binding; protein kinase activator activity
Source: RefSeq, a predicted model, not a curated record
AGUUGUGGGGCAUUUAGGGUAUUAAAGUCUCACACUCUCUCUUAUAAGGACGAAGAACAUUAUAUUAGGGUUUUAGACCAAACGGAGGAGGCUCUUUAUUGGCGCUAGGGUUUUUCCGAUCUCUAUCAGACCAGGGACGCUCAAGAAAGUGGUUCUUCUUUCCUGGAGAGGAUGUCGGCCGGAGAGCUCGCUUGCACUUAUGCUGCUCUUAUUCUCCACGACGAUGGUAUCCCCAUCACGGCAGAGAAGAUUGCUACAGUAGUCAAAUCUGCAAAUGUCUCCGUUGAAUCAUACUGGCCUAGUCUAUUUGCCAAGCUUUUGGAGAAGAGGAGUGUUGAGGAUCUUAUUUUAAGUGUUGGUUCUGGUGGUGGUGGUGCAGCUGUGGCAGUUGCAGCCCCUGCUGCUGGAGCUGCUGCCGCUGGUGGUGGUGCUCCGGCUCCUGCUGUUGAAGAAAAGAAGGAGGAGCCAAAAGAAGAGAGCGACGAUGACAUGGGCUUCAGCUUGUUCGACUAGUUUCGUUCUUUUUGCUUUUUGUUUCAUUUCUUGGGUUCCAAGUUAAUUGUAGUAGGUGUUCAUUUUAUUUUGUUUAAAGGUUCUUUUUGUUUCUUUUUUGUGGGUUUGGUUACUCGUUGCGGAGAAUGUAAGAGAGAACCAAUCCCAGUUUGAACUCUGCCGAUUGAGGAAGCAACAUGGAUGGAAAUCGUGGACUCUCAA